This is a messenger RNA of Macroventuria anomochaeta, 1247 nucleotides long. RefSeq lists its product as uncharacterized. Gene Ontology annotation, cellular component: nucleolar ribonuclease P complex; ribonuclease MRP complex. The coding region runs from base 67 to 1017 and encodes 316 amino acids. The transcript has a single exon. The record is from RefSeq and is a predicted model, not a curated record. Lineage: Eukaryota; Fungi; Ascomycota; Dothideomycetes; Pleosporales; Didymellaceae. Gene Ontology annotation, biological process: rRNA processing; tRNA 5'-leader removal; intronic box C/D snoRNA processing. Gene Ontology annotation, molecular function: RNA binding.
UUCACACCGGCCGAAAUAAUUUCCUUCUCCAAACUUCUCAACACCCAUAACUCACGCCUUGCCACUAUGGCUGGCCAAAAGCGAACUCGUAGCGGUGAACCCAAACCUAAAAGCAACCCCGAAGAGCAACAGCCACAAGACACCCCACCCUGCGGCCAAGCGCAACCAUCCUGCAGCAAAACCACCAACUCAAAAACCUCAAAGGAUAAUACAACGAACGAUGCAGACUCGACCAAGCCAUGGGAACCCCGAAUAAAAGCCGGACCAUGGAACACAUAUGUCCCUUCAUUCCACGGCCCCAUCAAUCCCUUCCGCCGAGAUCCCAAUGCCCCAGUCCCCACAUACGAGGAACGGGUGAAGAGGGACGCAGAAUUGAAACGCGCGUACCAUGAGCGUAGAAACAAGAAAGACAAGAACAAGCGACCUCAACUGCCCCCGAACGCUACAAUCUCCAAACGCCCGCUCCUGCACCCCGCGAUCCCAACACCCUUCGCCUCUGCAGAAAGUCCAAAGGUGCUGUACAUAACCGCCUCCUCGCCAUUUAUACCCACGUGUAAACGGAUUCGGUCUCUGCUUGUUCAGAUAAGCAAAAGGGAAGCACAGUCUGCUGCCUCGGUCGGGCGCGGGAAAGCCAGAAGUCAAAGGAGAGGGAAAGGGUUAGAAGCGAACGGCCGGCUCUCAGCCGCGGACGUCGAAGCCUCGAUAUCCGCUGCCGCUGCUCAAGGAUCAGGAAAGAGUCGAAGCGUGGGCGGAGAGGAAGUCUACUUGAAAGCAACGGGGCGCGCGAUACCGCGGGCGCUGGAGCUGGGAGUGAAGUUUCAGGGGGAGGAGGAUUGUAGAGUGAGGGUUGAGAUGGGGAGUGUGAAAGCUAUUGAUGAUGUAGAGAUCAAGGAGGAUGCGGAAGGGGAGGGGCUAGUGGCGGGGGAGGGAAAGGGAGAUAAAGGGAAGGAAGAGGAAAUACCAGAGACGAGGAUACGGACACUGAGUACGGUGACGGUGUGUAUUGGGCUCAAGUAGUUUCCUCGCGCUUUGGUUUCAUUCCGACAGUACGAUGCGAAGAUACCCCACGUGAAAUUCAGACAACCGAAGCGCAGCGUCAGUGUGAAAAGGUCGAAUAUGUAUCAUUGAAGGUCCCAAAUCCCCAACUCGUACCAACCUAACAGCUCAGCCAUAACAGGCCCGCUCCUUACCUUCCACUCUCGUUCUUGUUGUCAUCCAAGACCCAAGCUAGAUAAUUCAUAAUGCUA